Messenger RNA from Esox lucius (northern pike), 1766 nucleotides. RefSeq names its product centrosomal protein 55 like (gene cep55l). The coding region runs from base 201 to 1577 and encodes 458 amino acids. Gene Ontology annotation, biological process: mitotic cytokinesis; regulation of phosphatidylinositol 3-kinase/protein kinase B signal transduction. The record is from RefSeq and is a predicted model, not a curated record. Lineage: Eukaryota; Metazoa; Chordata; Actinopteri; Esociformes; Esocidae. The transcript has 9 exons.
UUUCUCAGACGAAGUCUGACACCCGGAUAUGACGCUAGACGCGCUGUAUUCAAACUUCCAAGCAAGGAAGUGUGUCCGUUUUCAUUGAAACUACUCUCUUAGCUUGUUGUUUUAAACAUAUUCCAGCAUUGUGAGUAAUAUUUUCGUAAAUAUUUUAAAAAGCACACGUUUUCUUAAAAAGAAAAGACAGCACUUCAAAGAUGACAUCAAAAGGAACCAAGGAGACUAUUGUCAACAAGCUGGGGUUUAAAUCCAGUGGCUCAAAGCAGGCUGAAGUGGAAAUGGAAAAACUCAGGAAGGAGAACGCUCAACUGAAGAAGAAGAUAGAUGAAAUAUCAAAACGGUCUGCCAAGCCACCUGACUCCGACAAAAGCAAACUGCUAGAGAGGAUUCUAUCUCUGGAGACAUUGAGGGAGAAGAACACUCAGCAGUUACUGGCUAGGGAGAAGGAGGUGGAGACGUUAAAACAGCAGCUGCGUUCCAGUGGUGGCGAGGUAGUCGCCUCUCUUCAGGCUCAGCUGGACCAAGUGAGGAGAGAGGCAGAGCACAGAGAGAAACUUUUCCAGUCCCUCUCUGAGGAGACAGGGAACCUGAAGAACAAGUUGGUGGCAGUGUCUGCAAGGUGUCAGACAUUGGAAAAACAGGAUCCUGAUUUACAGAAUGGCCGUGUCCCCUCUGCUGAGGUGGCAGUACUUCAGGAACACCUGACAGAUGCUUUGGAAAAGAAUCAACAGUGGCUGGUUUAUGAUCAACAACGAGAGGCCUAUGUAAAGGCAGUCCUGGCCAGGACCCUGGAGAUGGAGCAGCAGCUAAAUCAAGCCAACCGACAACAACACAAAGAAGGCAAUUCAGAUGAGAAGUGUUCGCACCAGCUGCAGGACAAAGACAACCAGCAGCUGCGACUGCAGGCCGAGAUGAACCUGGCGGCCCAGAGAGAGGCGGCGGCGCGGGCCCAGGGGGAGCUGGCGGAGCUCCAGAAGAGGUAUGAUGAGCGCUGCAGGGAGGGUGUAGAGCUCCGUCAACAGCUCCAGGCUGAACGCCUCAGCAGCAGAGAGUCAGUCAGCCAGGAGAGGAAGUGCUCGGCAGACCACGCAGCCAGGUUGAGGUCCGAGCUGGAAAGCAUGGAUGCCAGGCUGGAGGAGGAGAGGAAGAGGUCCGCUGAGCUGUUGGGGCAGGUGAAUUUACUCCAGAAGUCUUUGUUGAACCAAAACGAGGAGCAGAGGAGAGUUGCUGUUCUUGAGCAGCAGAUCCAGCUGUCUGCUAAAGACUUUGAGAAUGAGAAGCUUGAUCGACAGAGUUUACAGCAUCAGUUGCACAAGGUCCUAAAAGAGCUGCGCAAAGCUCAGGACCAAAUCACAAAACUGGAAUCCAGCCAUCAAAAGCAGUCUCGUUUCUCUGAGCCCAGUUCUUACAACAAGCUGGAGUUUCAGAAGCUGUCCAUUGAGGAACCCAUCCCCAUGUCCCCCUCAAAACAUCUCCUGGAUGAGAGUUUCCUGGAAUGUCCAAAGUGCAGAGCCCUUUACACAACCAGUCAGCACAGAGAACUGCUGGCCCACCUUGACUACUGUUUUGCUUAAACAGCCUGUAAGGAAUUAACAAGCAAGUACAUCUGUCCAGUGUCUGCCUUUCUUUUGGCUUUAGGAUAUACAUUUUUUAUAUAUAUAAUUAUACAAGAAGAAUUUGUUUUUAUGCUCUUAUAUAUUACAAAUGCUUUAUUUUGUGAUGUGUUUAAGUGAAAUCUACUGUAUAAUCCUGAUUGUUUGUUU